AUGAAUUUGUUAAGAAAAAAGAUUAAAAAUGAAAAGAGCUUGUCAUCAUUGUCAAUAAAUGAAAAAGAAAAUAAAAGUAUUGCAGUAACAACAUUGAAAGAUAAAAAAGAAAUGAAGAAUGAAAAUAUAAGUAAAAUAAAUAUAAAAAAGGAAAAUUUCGAACAAAAUGUUGAUCAUAUAAAUAACAAUUUAUAUAAUUCUUAUCAUCAUGAUGAGCAAGAACAAAAAGAAGAUUAUCCUUACAAGAAGAAAGAUAUAAAUAAAAAGAAGAAAUGGAUGAAACAAUAUAAAGAUGUUAAAUUAUAUAUGGACAUGCUUUUAAAUAAUUAUAAAUUAAAAAAAACAGAAAAAACAAAAAAUUGUAACGAUUUAUUAUCAGGGUUAAAAAAAAGAAGAAAGAAGAAAAAAAUUAUAAAAAAUGAUUAUAUACGAAUUAUAAAUACUGAGAAAGAAUAUAUACAAAAAUAUGAAGAAGAUAAAAUAUUUUUAGAUAAUAUAAAAAAUGUUUCUUCCUGUGAACUGAUAAAAGAUUGUUCAUAUUAUGUUUUUUUUUAUAAUCUUUUUAUUAAAGGAAUGUAUUUAAAUAAGGAUUGUUUAGAGAAUGCCAUAAAAAAGGAUACAGAAAAAAAUAGUAAAAAAAAUGACAUAUAUAUAAAUAAAAAGUGUGAUAACAUUGCAAACAUUAUAAAAUCAGAAAAAAAAAAUAAUGAUAAACAUAAUGUAAUAUUAUUAAAAGGGAAAUAUACAAGACAAUUGAUAUGUGUUUAUUUAAAAUAUUUAUUAGACAAUAUAAAAAAUGAGAAUACUAUUAAAGCAAAGUUUUAUAUCUUGGAUUAUAUAAAAAUAUUAGAAAAUAAGAAAAAAGAAAGUGACAAAAAAUCUUUUGUUUUUAAAAAUGGUAAUGAAGAGGAUAAAUUAGGUAAUGAUGUAUUUUUAAAUUAUAAUAUAUUAAACGAAAAAAAGGAAAAUGAUAAUAAAAGUUAUGAUCAACAAUGUGAUGUCAACCACCAUUGUGAUAAUAUGUUAAAUGAAAAGAACCAUUUGAGUUCCUCAAAUUUAUUAAAUGUAAAAAAUAUAAACCAUAAAAAAGAAGAUGAUAUAUUUAGAAACGAUGAAUCGAUUAAAAGUACUAAUUUAUUAAGAAGCAAUGAUAUAAAAAUAAAUGAACAUAUUUACAAUAAAAUAUUAAAUAAUUUUAUAAGUGAAUUAAAAAGCUUUUUCUUUUCUAUGUUAGAAAAGAUAAGAAGUUCUAAACUUUUAAUAAAAUUUAUUUUAGCAUUUACAGACAUAUGUUUAAUAUUAACACCUUAUUAUAUUAAUAUAAUUAAUUAUAUAGAAAUAUUAUGUGAAUUUGCUCAUAUAAUACCUAUAAAUUGUAUAUCGUAUUUUAUAAAUUUUUUUCAAAGUUAUAAAAAUAUAUUCAUUGAAAAAUAUAAAGAAUUCCAACAUUCUAUUAUUCAUAAUGAUCCAAUAAAAAUACAAUCUGUAGGUGCUAGACUUAUAGGUUUUAUAAAAAUAUUACAAAAAAAAAUUAAUCUUAAUAAUAAUCAACAAUCAAUAUAUUCUUUCUUUCUCAAUUUGUUAUUGGCUGAAUGUCUGCCAAUAAAUCAUUUAGGAUUUUGUAAUCGACAAUCAGCAAAAAAUAAUUUUCAUUAUUUUUUUCAGGACACACUAAAUUAUUGUAACAAACAAAUUACAGAUGAACAAAUAGUUUAUGACAACUUUGAAUUAAAAAUUCAAAAUAAUAUUAAAAAUUAUAAAAAAAUUAAAACUAUCAUUCAGGAGGAAAUAAAUGGGGUUCAUAAGAAAUGUGUUUCACAUGGAACAGAGAAACUCAUGGGUCAAAAAAAUAAUAUAUGUGAUGAAAGUAUUUUAAGUGAUGAAAAUGUUAUAGUUGAUAAAAAUACUUAUGGUGAUAAAAAUACUUAUAGUGAUAAAAAUAUUUAUAGUGAUAAAAAUAUUUAUAGUGAUAAAAAUACUUAUAGUGAUAAAAAUAUUUAUAGUGAUGAUAACACGUCAAAUAAUAAAAUUGUAGAAAGUGCCGGCGAUAAUAAAAGAAAAAGAGAAGAAUCGAAAGAAAUGUCCUCCUCAAUUAAAAAACAAAAAAAAAACGAUGAAAAUGAUUUAAGAGAUAAUAAAAAAAAUGUAAGCAAUGAAGAAUAUAUAGAACAAAAAGAUAACAAGCAAAUAUAUUUAUCAUACAUGUCAUUUAUUUCUCUUGUAGCGUUUAUAAAAUAUCCAGAAAUAAUUACACAUGAUAACAUUAUUUUAUUAGAAGAUGUAUAUAAUUCAUUCAAAACUUUUUUGAAUUAUAUAAAUAAAAUAGAUAAACAAAAAAAAAAAAAAUUUAUAGGUACCAAAAAAUAUAUGAAUAUGAUAAAGGCAUAUUUAUUUAAUGACCAUAUUGAUUUCUUAGCUAAUUUUCACAUUUUUAAAAUACUAGUAUAUGAUGAAAACUUUUUAAGGGUUUUAUUUUUUAAUAUAUUGGUAGCACUGAACUAUUUAAAUAGGGAACUUCAAAUAUGUGUGAAAGACGACUCUGAAUUAAAUGACAACAACAAUAAUAAUAAUAGUAAUAAUAGUAAUAAUAAUAGUAAUAAUAAUAAUAAUAGUGUUGUUAAGAAAAACGAGACAAGUAUUAUAACUACAAGAGCCUCGUUUCUCUUUCUUGCAGAUUAUGAUACAUAUAUUGAUAACGAAGAAGGAGAUCGAGAAAAAAAUAAUAAUCAUAUGAAUGCUUUCACGACAAGGGGUCAUCAAAAAAGUAUAAGAGAAAAUAGUAAGAACAAAGAAAGUGGAAGAAGUAGUAUACUAACAACAACUACAAGCAUAAAUAAUAAUAAUAACAACAAUAGCAAUAGUAAUAAUAACAUUUUUGAUAGUAAUAAGAUUAAAGAAAAUAUAAAAAAUAAAGAUAGCGGCAACAACAGAAAUAUGUCUGUUAAUCAAAAUGUUUUUGUGAACACAAUAAAAGAUAUAAAAUAUUCUAAAGAAAAUGAUGAUAAAUUUAUAGUAAAAGAAAAAAUUAAAAAAAUCAUAUUCACAUUUAUAAAAGAAUUAUUAAAUUAUUUAGAUGGAUUUACUAAUACUAAUCAUAAUUUUAUGCUAGCAAAAGAAUAUUCGUGGUAUGUAUGGAAGAAACAAUUAAAUAUGUCAAAGCAUAAUAAGGAUCACUAUGAUAUAUCCUUUCAAUUUAAAUGUGUUGAUGAAGAUAUAAAGAAAGAAAAAACUUAUGACUUAAACCAAUUAACAAAUAAUUAUACAUAUAAUAAACAAAGAAAUAAUGAUUUGAAUUAUAAUUUUGAUACUAAUGAAUUUUUAAAUUCUAAUCAUAAUGUAGACAGAACAAUUUAUAAAAAUGAGGUGUCAUACUUAUCAAAUUUAACAAGAAAAAAUAAAAAAACAGAUAAUCAAUCACCUGUAGAAAGUCUUAUAAAUAUCAUAGAAAAUUUUGAAGUUUUAAACAAAAAAAUGAAACCAUAUUAUUGUAAUAAUAAAAAUAAAAAUAUGGAACAAAUAAAUAAUACAGAUAUGAUAAUGAAUUUUUAUAAUAAUAUGACACCAAUAACUAAUGAGCACUCUACAAAUAAUAAUAAUAAUAAUAUGUUUAAUAUAAAUAAUUUCUUAUUAGAAAUUAAUAAAAUAUAUUUAAGAAGAGAAGCAGAAUUCUGGGAGCUAGAUGAAAGUGAUUCAAUAACUGAAGAAAAAAAAAAUGAAAGUCAUAACAAAAUUCUUAUUGAAAAACUUAUAGAUAAAUUAGAUGAUUAUAAAAAAAAAAUAAAUAUUGAUAAUGAUCCAAUUAAUGAAAUAGAAGAAAGUGAAAAAAGUAAAAAUAACCCAGUCUUCAAAUUUAGGUUAUCUAAACUUUUUAUUUUAAAAUAUAUAGAUCUUUAUACAAUAAUAAAGAAUAAAGAAUUUACAACUGAUUCGGAUUUUCUUUAUAAUCUUAUGAUUCAAAUGGAUAAAAAUGUUGAAAGAAAAAAAAGCAUACUCAACAAAGGAGUAGCAGAAAAUGAAGAAGAAAUAAAUAUGGAAGAAGAAAAAAAUGUUCAACAAGAAAUUAACAUGCAAGAUGAAAUAAAUAUAGAAGAAGAAAAAAAUGAAAUUCACGUUGAGCAACAUGAAAAAUUAAAUGAUAAGCAAGAAGAAUAUGAAGAUGUAACAGAGAACCUCAAUGAAGAAGAAGAAGAAGAAGAAGAAGAAGAAGACAAAUUUUUAACACCUGAACAUCUUCCUAUAAAUGUAGAAAUAAAAUGA
Plasmodium adleri (nom. inval.) is the source of this 4257-nucleotide messenger RNA. RefSeq names its product conserved Plasmodium protein, unknown function. Lineage: Eukaryota; Apicomplexa; Aconoidasida; Haemosporida; Plasmodiidae. The transcript has a single exon. The coding region runs from base 1 to 4257 and encodes 1418 amino acids. The record is from RefSeq and is a predicted model, not a curated record.